AUGAAACUGCACUGGACAAUAUUAUGGUCUUUAUGGGCAGCGAGACUUUUACAGCAGCCUACCGUCGUAGUGCAAGUGAGUGGCGGACUGUUACGUGGUACCAUCUCUCCAGACGGCACGCAUGCCCAAUACCUGGCUAUCCCGUAUGCUACAGUACGGCCUGGGAAUAGAUUUCAGGCAGCUGACAUUGAACCAACGUGGGAUGGAGUUUUUAAUGCUAUAAACGAGAAUGUACUAUGUCCACAAAGAAAAGGCAACAAGUUUGUAAUUGGUCAAGAAAAUUGUUUAACUCUAAAUAUUUAUACGCCAGUCGAUACGACAUCUUCGUCACAAUUACCAGUCAUGGUGUAUAUACAUGGCGGUGGUUUCUACGAUGGUUCUGGCUCAAGACACAUUUAUGGACCUGUGUAUUUAGUAUCUAAAGGAGUUAUAUUAGUUACUAUUAACUAUAGAUUAAAUAUUCAAGGCUUCGCAUGUCUGGGAAUUAAGGAAGCCCCGGGUAAUAUUGGUUUAAAAGAUCAAGUUGCUGCGUUGAAGUGGAUAAAAAAAAAUAUAAAGGCGUUUGGUGGUGAUAUGGAUAAUGUAACAAUAUUUGGAGAGAGUGCCGGGUCUGCUUCCGUGUCUUUCCAUGUUCUAUCACCGAUGUCUAAAGAAUACUUUCAGAAGGCAAUACUUCAAAGCGGGUCGUCACUUUCACCUUGGGCGAUGCAGUAUAGACCAGUUUAUAUGGCGAGUCUACUAGCAAAAGCGAUGGGUUACAAUACAGAAAACGCCCGUGAAAUUUAUAAUAUAUUUAUGAAUAAGUCAGAUGCAGAGCUGAUAGUUACAAGAGUACCAAGAAAGGAAGGCAAUGUUAUUAUUUCUGAAAUCCUCUAUGUGCCAUGUGCAGAAGAAAAAAUAGAUGACGUGGAGCCGUUCUUGACAGACAUACCAUACAAUAUAUUAACAAAGGGCGAUUUCAAUAAAGUUCCUAUGAUGAUCGGAUUGAACAGCGAAGAAGGAUUUCUUUUUGCGUCAUUAGAAAACGAUACAACGAUACCAAAGAUUGAAAUCGAGAAAUCGUUGCCCAAAGAUUUGACAUUUCCAACUCACAGAGAAAGAAAAGACGUAGCAGCUAAGCUACAGAAGCUAUAUUUUGGAGAUGAGAAAAUUUCACAAGAAACGAUACUGAACAUAGCUAAGUUUCAGGGUGAUGCUUACUUUAGUAGCUCAAUUUUAGAAGAAACAGAAUACAUUCUUAGAAAUAAUGAUAAGCCCAUUUACAAUUACAUCUUUAAUUACAAUGGUCGGAGAAAUUUCUUAAAGUUACAUGCUGGUGAACCUUUCAAAAGUGCGCCUGGAGCAACGCAUGCUGACGAAUUGUUUUAUUUGUUCAGCCAAGGGUUAUUGCCUUCCUUGUUUGAGAGUAAAAUGAUCGAUAAGAUGACGACUUUAUGGACAAAUUUCGCUAAGUUUGGAGAUCCAACUCCAGAGGUAACGGAGCUGUUACCGUUGAAGUGGUAUCCCACUAACUCUACGUCACCUCAUGCUAUGGUUAUCGAUGAAGAGUUGAGCACUUCCCCCCUCUGGUACAGUGAGGCUUUAAGGUACUGGAAGCAGUUGUACAGCAAGUAUAGAAGGAAGAUUUGA
Molecule: messenger RNA, 1629 nt
Organism: Parnassius apollo (apollo)
Lineage: Eukaryota; Metazoa; Arthropoda; Insecta; Lepidoptera; Papilionidae
Source: the annotation of a GenBank genome assembly